UGGUGAUGAUGAUGAUGAUGGUGAUGAUGGUGAUGAUGGUGAUGAUGGUGAUGGUGAUGGUGGUGAUGAUGAUGAUCAUGAUGAUGAUGAUGAUGAUGGUGGUGAUGGUGAUGGUGAUGGUGGUGAUGAUGAUGAUGAUGAUGGUGGUGGUGAUGAUGGUGGUGAUGAUGGUGAUGAUGGUGGUGGUGGUGGUGAUGAUGAUGAUGAUGAUGAUGAUGAUGAUGAUGGUGAUGAUGGUGAUGGUGAUGAUGAUGAUGGUGGUGGUGAUGGUGAUGAUGAUGAUGGUGAUGAUGGUGGUGGUGGUGAUGAUGGUGGUGAUAAUGGUGAUGAUGGUGAUGAUGAUGAUGAUGGUGAUGAUGGUGAUGAUGAUGAUGGUGAUGAUGAUGAUGAUGGUGAUGAUGAUGAUGGUGGUUGUGGUGGUUUUGGUGGUGAUGAUGGUGGUUGUGGUGGUGAUGAUGAUGGUGAUAAUGAAGAUGGCAUUAGUGUAUGAUAAUUAAAGUUAAGAUUACUUUCAUGUUUUCCAGUGCAAGUGUUAUCAAGAAGAAUCAGCUCUGUCGACCACACAGCGCCGACUCCUCACGUACUAGAUGUAGAAAUUAGACGAGGUGUGCUCUGUUCCACAAGAUAACAUGUCUGUUUAAUUAAUUUAAAUUUAAACAACAAGAAGCCUAACGUUUCAGUAUUUCUCAGGUUUAGGUGAUGGUUUCUUUCCAGAUUUAAUCGAAGAAGCCUUGGUGUUGGAUAAAGUUGAUAGCGGGUAAGUGUUCACAUGUUUUAGUUUAAUAUUUGUUACUGUAGCUGUAAUAGUGUAUGUCAGCACUUGUAGUGCCGUGUUCACCACGCUUGCUUUUCAAGAUGAGAGACCUGCAUGGGUUCAGUCCUUGUUCAGACCUCUACUCAAGGUCUUAAUAUAAUUGACCAUUUGCGUAAUAGACUAAAUUUUGGUCUAAACAAGUCUAGACAAAAAUUUCAUCACAGCUUGAAAGAGCAUCACAAAAUUAGUAAUAUUCCAUGCAAAGUUUCGUUGCGAAAUGUUGUAAAAUGCGGAUAAUAUAGCCUUGCGAAGUUUGCAAUUUUCAGCCAUUUUAGAUUACAAACGGGAAAUUGACAGCCCCAAAGGGUAUUGGGCUGUUAAUUUCACGUUGUAAUGCAAAAUGACUGAAAAUUGCGAACUUCGCAAGGUUAUAUUAUCCGCAUUUUACAACAUUUCGCAACGAAAGUUCGGAAUAUUACUAAUUUUGUGAUGCUCUUUCAAGCUGUGAUGAAAUUUUUGUCUAGAUCAAAAUUUAGUCUAUUACGCAAGUGGUCAAUCGAGGAGAAACUGCUCUCUUUACACUGACAUCAGUAAAUGGUUAGACAUUCGCGUCUUCUUGGAUAACGAAGCUAAGAUCGUAUGUACCUCGGAUCCCCUAUCAAUUGGACAUAAUAGCCUGUUGAGAAAUCCGCUCAUAAAUGAGGGGGGAAAUCAAUAAACUCAAACCAUUGAACUAUAAGUAAACUGGAAGGCUAACUGCUAUGAUGAAGGCUUAUGAUUUGCUGAAGCCAAAAUAGUUUUGCUGAGUUUUGAGCAGAAAUACUUGAUCUCAAACGUUGGGCUAUAUUCAAACUCAAGCUAUGCUAUUCGGUGUGUAAACAUUUCAAGACUUCAGCGAAAAUAAAAAUAUUUUAAAAAUACAAUAAAACAACUGCCGUUCGACCAAAAAAUGGCAAAUUAUCGGCAAUUAUUUUUGUAGUUUUUAAAUAUUUCCCUUUUAGCUAAAGUCUUGAAAUUUCUAAACCAAAUAGCGUUUUUCAACAGCUUCAGUUUGAUAUACAGCACAACGUUUGAGAUCAAGUAUUUCUGUUCAAAACUCAGAAAAACUAAACUGCACUGGCUUCAAUCCCCCUCCCCCCCCUGUGUUAGCCUUCCAGUGUACUUAUACUUCAAUGUCAUCUUAUCUUUUAGACGUCGCCAGCCAAAGAUCAACUGGCGUCGCCGAGAUCGUCAGAAACAGCAUUCAGAACAUCUCUUACUGAAUUCUGCUAUGAAGCAGGUAAAAACUGUAACAUUUGUACACGGCUAAAAACGCACAGGUUGUUGCAAGUUGAUAUCGACAGGCGUGAACAAUGUUGUGCGGCCAACUAUGAACAAGUUGUCAACCAUGUUGUUCCAAGUUGUUACAGUCGAACAAUGCUGUAACAACAUGUCAACAAUACUGUUCAUAGUGGACCGCACAACCUUGUUCACGCCUGUUGAUAUCGACCUUGAACAAGUUGUUGAUUUUCUCAAUUUUUACGCGUCUACUGGAUAGCUUUUGCAGGGCUUUCAAAAUAAGCCGGCGGCCCGCCUGACGGUUACUUUGUUUAUUACUUGCUCUCCUCCAUUCUAAAGCCCCGGGCAAACUAGGAAACAUUGUUGCGGAAACAUUGUUUCCUGCCAAUGUUUCGCCAUGUUUCCCAGAGUGGGCAAACACUAGGAAACAUUAGUGAGAAACAUAGGGAAACAUAAAAUGUUUCUGAAUUCGCUAGGAAACAUCUUUGCUUCUCGGGAUUCGGGAAGCAAAUGUUGUUUCCGCAACAAUGUUUCCAAGGGUGGGCAAACAGGGAAACAUUUGAAGAAACAUCGAGAAUCACAAAUGUUUCCACAACAAUGUUUCCUAGUUUGCCCAGGGCUUGCCCAGGGGUUAUUUUUCCUCAACCUGGUCUACUUUAUAGCCUGGUUAUUUUCCAAAACCACGUACUAUUUCGUAAAACUGAUUUAGUUAUUUGCCAUCGUAAAUCUUGAAGUUAUGUUGUUGAAGAAUGAAGGUAGUGACACAUUAUAAUCUGGUCAUUUUAAAAAAUAGCACCCCCCCUGCACCCCUUCUCGCCAGGGCUAGGGGGUGCUUACCCUCCCCCCACACACACACAAAGUAAAUCCAUCCCUGACAUUAAGGCUCCCUAGACCACCCAACAGCCGCCUACUUUAUCACCAAAGUCGCCGUCCCAGAAUAAUUCUGAAAGAAAGCCCUGUUCUAACUUGUCGUAAUGCUACUGACGCUAAAUGAUGCUUUAUUUUGGGGUUUUUAAAAGGACGGGAAAAAGAUGCGAGAUAAACUUGCUGUCACGAUCAAGGUAUUGCUCAAAUUAUUAUACAAAUUUCCUGAAUAUAUUUCGUUUUUGAUUUUCAGUAUAUUCGAUCUGCCUACAAUGCUGUCAGAGUAAGCUUGUGUUUUUAUUUUUAUUUUUAUUUUUAAUAGAAAUAUAUACAAGAAAACAAGAGCACGAGACCAAAAUCUCAACUUGGUGAUAUGAGUUUGAAUUCAUCAGAUGCACAUAUUACUUUUAUCCAGCAGUUGCUGACUGAAUGCAAAGCAAAGGUAGGUUUCCUCUUGUAGUAACCCUGUAUCAAUAAGAGAUGAUCCUUACUGGACCUCUAGGAAGAACAGUUUAGAACUGAUAGAGCUAUUCAGUAUAAAUAAAGUUAGUUUAGUUUAGGUUUCCUCCUGUAGUAACACUGGAUCAAUAAGAGAUGAUCCUUACUGGACCUCUAGGAAGAACAGUUUAGAACUGAUAGAGGUAUUCAGUAUAAAUAAAACUAGUUUAGUUUAGGUUUCCUCCUGUAGUAACACUGGAUCAAUAAGAGAUGAACCUUUCUGGACCUCUAGGAAGAACAGUUUAGAACUGAUAGAGAUAUCCAGUAUAAAUAAAGUUAGUUUAGUUUAGGUUUCCUCCUGUAGUAACACUGGAUCAAUAAGAGAUGAUCCUUACUGGACCUCUAGGAAGAAUAGUUCAGAACUGAUAGAGCUAUCCAGUAUAAAUAAAGUUAAUUUAGUUUAGGUUUCCUCCUGUAGUAACAAUGGAUCAAUAAGAGAUGAUCCUUACUGGACCUCUAGGCAGAACAGUUUUGAACUAAUAGAGCUAUCCAGUAUAAAUAAAGUUAGUUUAGUUUAGGUUUCCUCCUGUAGUAACACUGGAUCAAUAACAGACGAUCCUUACUGGACCUCUAGGAAGAACAGUUUAGAACUGAUAGAACUAUCCAGUAUAAAUAAAGUAUAACUAUAAUGCUCACUCGACUUCUCGCUACUUAGACAAAGAGAAUGUUGGUGUUAAAGAUGGGUCAAGAGGCGAAAGAUCUUGGACAUAAUGAUGUUAAAGGCGUGGAGGAGAACUCAUUGAUCGCAAGUUUAUGCGAUCUUUUAGACAGAAUCUGGGGGCAUGGAUUGAACAUACGAAAGGUGAAUAAAACCUAAGGUUUAAUUGUUAAUAACCUGCCGUGGUUUACCUAAAUCAGGUGUCUCGAACGAACGAACGAACGAAGGAAGGUUAGUUGUGUCUAUUAACUUCUAAAUGUUUUAGGCCAAGUGUCCACUGUGGUUUCAUUUGUUGUCGUACUAUGAUAGCUGUGAUGGAGACACUAUGGAACUUACUGAAGACAGCUUUAGUUCACCAUGUGAGUUUGAGUUCUUAUCAUAGGCUGGCUAGGCUAAACUAACAGUAGCUAUUUAUACUGGAUAGUCCUAUAGUUCUUCCUUGAGGUCCUGAUCAGUUCUUAUUGUCCCAGUGUUACUUCAGGAAGAAACCUAAAUUAAACUAACUUUAUUUAUAUACUGGAUAGCUCUAUCAGUCCUAAACUGUUCUUCCUAGAGGUCCAGUAAGAAUCAUCUCUUAUUGAUCCAGUGUUACUACAGGAGGAAACCUAAACUAAACUAACUUUAUUUAUACUGGAUAGUUCUAUCAGUUCUAAAAUGUUCUUCCUAGAGGUCCAGUAAGAAUCAUCUCCUAUUGAUCCAGUAUUACUACAGGAGAAAACCUAAACUAAACUAACUUUAUUUAUACUGGAUAGUUCUAUCAGUUCUAAAAUGUUCUUCCUAGAGAUCCAGUAAGAAUCAUCUCCUAUUGAUCCAGUAUUACUACAGGAGGAAACCUAAACUAAACUAACUUUAUUUAUACUGGAUAGCUCUAUCAGUCCUAAACUGUUCUUCCUAGAGGUCCAGUAAGAAUCAUCUCUUAUUGAUCCAGUGUUACUACAGGAGGAAACCUAAACUAAACUAACUUUAUUUAUACUGGAUAGCUCUAUCAGUUUUAAACUGUUCUCCCUAGAGGUCCAGUAAGAGUCCUCUCUUAUUGAUCCAGUGUUACUACAGGAGGAAACCUAAACUAAACUAACUUUGUUCAUACUGGAUAGCUCUAUGAGUUCUAAACUGUUCUUCCUAGAGGUCAAGUGAGAAUAAUCCUUUAUGAUUCGCAUUAUGUAUUCUUCAGGUCAAAGAAGUGCUGAAUCGUCUCCUGUAAUGCCACGAAGACCGCAUAUGCGUCGCAGUACCUCCCCGGAACCAACUCGGAUACGUACGGAAAGUCCCGCUGGUCGCCGGGUUUCUAUGGGAACAAAGGCUCUAAUGGCUGACGUAAGGUAAGAUGCAUUUCCUUUAUCUAAAUUUUGUUUCCCUAUUUUUUAUGUCAUGUUUGCGUAGUUUAAAAUUCACUAUAUGAAAACUAAUAAUCUUUUAAUCCGAAUAACCAAAAAUAACAAACUCGUAUUAUUAUUCUAAUUUAAUUCCAAAUAAAUUAAAUCUAAUUCUAAUUUAAAUCUAACAUAAUUUAAUUAUCCACUAAACGUUCUUCUAUUAACUAGUUGGAACUAAAAAAAUAAUGAAACAAGACUAAAUAAUUAAGUAACGUUUUAUUAACACUAAUAAGAAAUUGUAACAAUGGGCGCAUCUACCGUGGGGGGGGGGGGGUAUGCGCACCCCACCUAGUGGUGUCUACUACUCUCCUAGAGAAGUCCAACACCACCCUAAGAAAAUCUGCUUGACCAUACAUUUUCUGCUCUUCGAAUAGCGAUUAGCGGAACUUCUACUAUUGAUUUGUGAGCUCACGAGAAAAUACUCAGAAUGCUUUAGUAAAAUAUCAUGGUUAAAUAUGUAAACAUGUCGAGGUUGUUAUACAGCCAUAUUUUCAAAUAUACUGUACUUUAACAAGCAAUUUUACUGUACUGUGUUACAGCAACUGUCCAGUCACGCAUAUGUGAUAAAAAGCCGAUAUAAAUUUUAUAAACAAAAGAUAAUGUAAUGUAUGUUGGGAUAGUAACGUUGCAGACUGCAGAGGAGAGUGGGCAGUAAGGCUCCCUCAUGCACCACCCCAUGGAAAACCUGCACCCCUCCUUGCAGACGAAGCUAGAUCUACCUCUGAUAAAAGCAAACAAGUACACACUGUAGUAGAAGCCCAGUCGCAGAGAUGGAUGAAACAUAAGCGCUACAUUAAGCAUCCUAAGUUCUCUAAUGUAUUUUUAGUCGUCAAAGGAGUUUUUCUCCAAAUCCAAUAAACCGCGUUCAGCGAUGUGAAAGACAUCGUCGAAGCACUUCGCCUUCUCUACCAGUUUUUAAGUUGUCAGAGUUAAACACGCAGACAAGCUCUUUUGGUAUUCCUGAAAUAAACAUUACUCCACCUGUAAUUGAUGUCCAGAAAGCUCGCUUGCUAAUCGCUAUCAGGUAUCUUAAAAUUUAAAAUAAUUAAAUUGAUUAAAGAUUAAAUCAGUAUCGUUAAAUUCAUCGACAUAUAUCAUUAAAUAAACUAAAUAAUUUGAAUAUAUCUUGAUAUCAUUUUGUCUAUUUUUGCAAUUAACAAAUUUGAUAGAUCUGUUACUAAAUAAAUAAACUGAUAAUUUUGUUUUAACUUAUAUAAAUUAACAAGUAAAAUCGUAAUUGUUAAAAGUCAAUAAAAACUAUAUUAAUCGCAAUUUUUAAAUAUAUUUUCCCAACUUAUUAAUAAUUCAUAAGGCAAAUACAUUGUGAAGCAUUGUAUAUUGGUAUAUUUAUAUCCAUCAUUAGCUUAACGUAAUAUCAUCAUUGUUUUGUACAGAAGCGUGAAAAACCUAUCUGAAAUCAAGACAGACACUGGUUGUCUGCGAGCAUUUGUAAGGUAUAUAUAUCUUCAUGAAUAGAUGAUUCGAGGCUAUCGACUAAUUUUUUAUCGAGACAAGAAAGACGAAAUUUAUCAUUAGUGUCUUUUAAUAGUUCAACAUAAAGCCUCCUCCAUUAUUUGUUAUUGAAUAUUUUAGGCUCGCGCUUGAAAAGAAAGCGUUGUCCAAACAUUUGAAAACGUUAUUGAAUGAUAAAGAUAUUUUAAGGUUAGUAUUGUUUAUCGUAUACAGUGUACAUGGUAUAGAAUACUGGUGGUACAUUGGUUAUAAUGCAUGCGCCUGUCAUAUGAUUCAAUUUAAAUUCCUGCCAUAGACAACAUGGUCUGAUUAUAAUUUCAACUCAAUCACAUGCAAGAAGAGUGCUUCCAGUUUGACUCUACCAAAUACACCCUUUUCAUAAAUGGCUGCCGAUUAAAAAUUCUUUUAUGUGCAUAUAAAUUGGCCCAACUAGCCUCGUACUCAUGUUAAGAUUUCAAAGGAAUUUCUACCCAGAAACGAGGCUAGUUGGGCCAAUUUAUAUGCACAUAAAAUAAUUUUUAAUCGGCAGCCAUUUAUGAAAAGGGUGUAUACCUUAAGUUUUCUUCGGGUAGUCCGCUUGCUCCUGUAAUUAACAUUUGUCCAAUGCUCCUUUAAUACUGGAAUUCCAGGGCGAACAGUUUAGCACUGAUGUCCUUUACUAUAGACCUCUGGGGAGAACUGUUCUGAACUAGACAAAUGAAAGUUGACCUUACUGGAACUCUAGGAAGAACAAUUUAGAACUGAUAGAUCUAUCCAGUAUAAAUAAAGUUAGUUUAGUUUAGGUUUCCUCAUGUAGUAACGCUGGAUCAAUAAGAGAUGAUCCUUACUGGAACUCUAGGAAGAACAGUUUAGAACAGAUAGAGCUAUCCAGUAUAUGAAUAAAGUUAGUUUAGUUUAGGUUUCCUCCUGUAGUAAUACUGGAUCAAUAAGAGAUGAUCCUUACUGGACCUCUAGGAAGAACAGUUUAGAAAUGAUAGAGCUAUCCAGUAUAAAUAAAGUUAGUUUGGUUUAGGUUUCCUCCUGUAGUAACACUGGAUCAAUAAGAGAUGAUCCUUACUGGACCUCUAGGAAGAACAGUUUAGAACUGAUAGAGCUAUUCAGUAUAAAUAAAGUUAGUUUAGUUUAGGUUUCCUCCUGUAGUAACACUGGAUCAAUAAGAGAUGAUCCUUACUGGACCUCUAGGAAGAAUAGUUUAGAACUGAUAGAUCUAUCCAGUAUAAAUAAAGUUUAGUUUAGUUUAGGUUUCCUCCUGUAGUAGACACUGGAUCAAUAAGAGAUGAUCCUUACUGGAUCUCUAGGAAGAACAGUUUAGAACUGAUAGAGCUAUCCAGUAUAAAUAAAGUCAGUUUAGUUAAGUUUUUCUCCUGUAGUAACACUGGAUCGAUAAGAGAUGAUCCUUACUGGAUCUCCAGGAAGAACAGUUUAGAACUGAUAGAACUAUCCAGUAUAAAUAAAGUUAGUCUAUAUUUUAAUAGACAUUAAACUUACUUUGUUUUGUUUCUUUUGCAGGAAGUACUACAAGAAUUAUGCGUUUGUCCGUACCGAAGAAGAAAGAGAACAAUUCUUGUAUUAUUUGUUAUCAUUGAACGCGGUUGAUUAUUUCUGCUUCACAAACUGUUUUACAACGCUGGGUAAGAUUAUUUAAACAAUAAAGUACUAUAGUAUAAGCGAACUUUAUUUCUCUGCUAGAUACCUCUGACGCUGUGAGAAUAUGACCAUCUGUUUAUAUGUACAAUACAUAAUAAGGUUAUUACAAGCUGUUAACAGCUUGUUCCAAACUUGUUGACAACUUGGGACAAGCAGUGCGAACAUAACUUGUUGAUGGCUUGUUGGCAGACUUGCUACAAGAUGUGAGAUUUUUGCAUGUGUAUACACAAGUUUGCAACAGGCUUGUAACGAGCUUGUCAACAAGUUGUGACAAUGCUGUUAUUUUAUCGAGUUGCUACAAGGUUGUCACUCACAACUUGUGGACAAAUUGUUGAAUUGUAGAACGAUAACAAGUUGUUGGAACAACUUGUAACAAGUCUGUCGAGAUCAACAACCUUGUAACAAGUUUGUUGAGCUCAACAACCUUGUAACAAGUUGUCAACAAGCUGGGAACAAGCAGUGCGAACACAUCCUGUUGACAAGUUGUUGGAACAACAUUACUACAAGUCUGCUGCAGGUUUGUUACAACUUGUGCGUUUUUACGUGCGUAUAACAUCUGCCGUGUUUGUUAGAGUCAAACUGAGAGGCGAACGACGCAUGCGCUAAUCAUUGUUUGCGCCUAAUAUUUUCAACUUCCUCUUUGCAUUGCUUCUGUGUUUCAGCGAUCACGUAUAAGGUUGUCAUAGUAACAGGGAAGCAGUUGGGAGGCAGCACGACGACAGCUAACGUUUGGAUGAUACUGGCGGGAGAGAUUAAAGACACUGGGAUUAUUGAUGUGCCCAAGGGCGACUGUGAAUUUCGCUUUCAAGUAAGCUCUAAACUAACUUUAUUUAUACUGGGUAGUUCUAUCAGUUCUAAACUGUUCUUCCUAGAGGUCCAGUAAGGAUCAUCUCUUAUUGAUCCAGUGUUACUACAGGAGGAAACCUAAACUAAACUAACUUUAUUUAUCUGGGUAGCUCUAUCAGUUCUAAACUGUUCUUCCUAGAGGUCCAGUCAGGAUCAGCUCUUAUUGAUUCAGUGUUACUACAGGAGGAAACCUAAACUAAACUAACUUUAUUUAUACUGGAUAGCUCUAUCAGUUCUAAACUGUUCUUCCUAGAGGUCCAGUAAGGAUCAUCUCUUAUCGAUCCAGUAUUACUGCAGGAGGAAACUUAAACUAAACUAACUUUAUUUAUACAUGAUAGCUCUAUCAGUUCUAUCAGUUACACUGAUUUUAUUUUAGCACCCGAAUGUAGGAAAAUUGACGACAUUGCGGAUAGGACAUGAUAGUUCUGGCUACGCCCCAGGAUGGUUUGUUGAACAAGUUUUGGUUAGAAAUGAAAUCACUGGACACUUAUAUCGGUAAUAUAUGCGUUGCUUUUCCCUUACUUUAUUUCGUUUUGCUGAAAUGCGUUUGCUCGGCUGGAAGUAAACAUCACCCUAGAAUAUCGUGGUUAACUCUUGGUAAUGCUGCACUGGAAUCCUUGCAGUACAUUUCAAUGUCUUGCUUGAGUUUGUCACUUGAAAUUCUCGAAGACUGUAUUACGUAUUUUAAGUUUACGUACAGUUAAAACGCUUUGUAGAUUCCCAUGUGGUCGAUGGUUAGCGAAAAGCAAUGAUGAUGGUAGCACAGAGCGAUUGCUCGUGGCUGAACUACAGGAGAAACAAACGAAUAAUAACGAAGGUUUGCGAAUAAUCUUUUUGCAAUGUUGACCAAGCUUGUGUUGUAUCAUGAAAGCAGUCUAUAUAGUUACCAAAGGAACUUAUAUUUAUUUUUUUUAAGAGUCUGGAAAUUCGACGUCAUCUUCGCCUCAAAGACGAUCUCCUGUCAUGCCUAGGAAAACUCCAGAAAGUGAGAUUAAACGCUACCACCUUAAAAAAAUCUGCUUGACCAUACAUUUUCUGCUUUUCGAAUAGCGAUUAGCGGAACUUCUACUGUUAGCGCGUGUCGAUUUCUUGAAACGAUUUAAUUGAUUUGUGAGCUCACGAGAAAAUACUCAGAAUGCUUUAGUUAAAUAUCAUGGUUGAAUAUGUAAACAUGUCGAGGUUGUUAUACAGCCAUAUGUUCAAAUAUACUGUACUUUAACAAGCAAAUUUACUGUACUGUGCUACAGAAACUGUCCAGUCACGCAUACGUGAUAAAAAGCAGAUAUAAACUUUAUAAACAAAAGAUAAUGUAAAACGUAACAGAACGGCGAACAUGCAGAUUCGGCCAUCUCAAAUAAUGGUAAUGUUGGGAUAGUAGCGUUGCAGACUGCAGAGGAGAGUGGGCAGUAAGGCUCCCUCAUGCGCCACCCCAUGGAAAACCUGCACCCCUCCUUGCAGAUGAGGCUAGAUCCGCUCUUGACUUAAUCUAAUGCGUUAGUCUAAUAUACCGAAUGCUUUUAGUUACAAAUGUGUUUUUUGAAAUAUUUAGAAAGCACAAUUCCUGUCGUUCAAGAAAAUGUCGCUAAUGCUGUCAACAACAUCGUGAAAUAUUUUUGCAGACCUGAAUCUUCAGGCGAGGUAAGGCGAAGGUUUUCGCGUAGAGUUCAUGAGAUUGUAUAGUUUUGUUGCAUGUAUGAGAUAUAUUUCCAAGACCGGUUGCUCGAAAAUCUGUCAGCUGAAGGUGGUUCCCUACAGUUGUGAAGAAAGAGCAGCGAAAAAUAAGGUCUUCGCAAAAAAUGUUUGCUAUUUAUUUAUUUUGCCAUUAGACACCAAACUUUUUUUGGUUAAUGUACCAAGUAUAUGCUAGUGUCCAAGUUACAGUAGCAUUAGGAGCAAUGCAAACAAUAUAUUAAAAAAAAAAUUUUCAGAUGAACAUUACAACUGAUUCAAAACAAAAAUUAUUGACGUAUGUGAUGUCAUGCGAUGACUUAGUUAUAGUUGAGCUAUUUUCUAGCUUUAUUUCAAAAUGUUUCCGCCUUAGAGACGCCUUAAACUUGGGGAUACCCCUUAAUUACUAUAAUAUAUAUAUUCUUUUGUCUAUAGGCUACUACAUAUAUUAUAUAUGCUUGUGAUGUUACUCUGAGUGUAUGUCCACACCAGGCAAGCUUGAAAAAUAUGCCUGACCACGGUGGGAAUCGAACCUACGACCUUUGGAAUACUAGCCCAAUGCUCUUCCAACUGAGCUACGCGGUCAGGUCGGUUCGAGUAUGUGAUAUUUCGGAACUGAGUCUAGUUCUUUCGAUAUCGAUGUAAUCUAGUAAUCAUGAUUUUUGUGUUGGUGUAAUGUACUCAGGUGAAUAUGAUGUUUGUGUUGUUACUCUGAGUGUAUAUCCACACCGGGCAAGCUUGAAAAAUAUGCCUGGCCACGGUGGGUAUUUUUCAAGCUUGCCCGGUGUGGACAUACACUCAGUGAGAGUAACAACACAAGCACCAUAUUCACCUGAGUACAUUACACCAACACAAAAAUCAUAUUAUAUAUACUUUUAAGAAACUUUAAUAUGAACUACACAGUAGGCAUAACAUUUGUUCUUGUUAUGAUAAGAUAGACAGUGCUCUUAACAGCACUUCUACUUAAUACUUUAGCAAUGCCUGUACAGCUCAUGCCAAUAAAGUUGUUAAUAAUAAUGCUACUUCUGCUGAACUAAAAUAGUUUCAUUCUAUUUUUUCCAUAAUGAAAUAAGCUAUCAAAAAUACAUGAUUUUUCCUAUCGAGCCACCUAAUAACCUACCUUAAAACCUAGCUAAAAACUACCUUAAAAAAGCCUACCUUAAAACUCUCGGUUGCCAACUCUUAUCGAAUAUUUUCAUCCUAAAUAUAAAACAUCUCUUUCUUUUUACAGAGAGGUUACUUGACCUACUUGCUUUGUGGGGAAAAUGGUCUCUGUGAUUCACUAGAUCAGGUAUGCCUGGACUAUAUUAAUGCUUCCAACUCGUGUAUUUCCAUUGAUAUUUUACGUACAAAGCUAGCAGACUGCGCCAAUAUAGGAGAAAUUACGUAUUUUAUUUGUAUAUUGUUUUGAUAGGUCUUUCAAUGUGGUUUCAAGUCCUCACGACUUUUUCAAAAGAACUUUUUUAUCUGGGAUUUUAUUGGUAAAUGUUUCUUGUUUGUAUGCCCGAUAAGGAGAAAUGUUUCUCUUAGUAAAUUCUGCUGAUCCAACGAUUAAAAAGACAAAAAAAUUUACCCAACUUCAACUAUCAAUUGAAAAAUAAAUACCCACCCCUGGCCAAAAACUUUACAAAAGAAUACCAUUCAGUUGUCACACAUGUCCUUUACCACUUCUGUGACACGAGUUUGAUAACUGCUUGUGCAAUUUUCUGCAGUCUAAAGUUUCAUGUUGUCUGCACAUGUACUUUCUUUGGAGACACCAUUUGCCUCCUCUGGUUGAUUGAUUAAAAUUGUAUUGACAUAUGACUGUUGACAUUGCUUUUUAGUCUUCAAUAUUUGAGUGAGUCAUGCUUUGGAAAUGACAAUAAAUUUUUAUUACCCAACCCUUGAGUUGUUUUGUUUUUCAUUUACCCAACCUUUUACUCACUCAAAAUUUUGUUAACCCAACCCUUUUCUCUUCGAUAAUGAGUAAAUCCCACAUUCACGAAUAUAUAUCAGCACAUACACAACUCAUUUGAAUAAGGUCUCUCGCGCGUGUUCUUUACUAAAAUAAAUACUUAAAUUAUUAUAGAAAAAGUGUAUUUGUAUCUUAAUUCGGAAGAGGGAUCGUUCAUUCUCACAGACCAGCGUCGGGCUAAAUUAUCAUUUUGUUCUGUCGUUCAAAAGAUCAAUGACGCUUCACAAACGGUCGGUAAAGAUGGCAAGGUAUAUCUACUUUUGAUAAGAUCUACAGUAUUUUAAGUCCUGCGCGGAUAACACUAACAUCUUAACGUUAUGUAAUAUUUAAACCUCCAAUUUAAAUCCACAAUUGCAUUAUUCCUUGCGAGAUUCCGUUUUGUCCAAGAUUGUAGCUUAGUUAUUUUUAUAUUCUUUGUAAAUUUGCUAGAAACUUAUUUUUAUAUUUACUUCAUAUUUUAGUUCCAAACUUUCAUAUGUCUUGGUGCGAGGUGA
Molecule: messenger RNA, 13507 nt
Organism: Paramuricea clavata
Lineage: Eukaryota; Metazoa; Cnidaria; Anthozoa; Malacalcyonacea; Plexauridae
Source: the annotation of a GenBank genome assembly